CAAGGGCGCGUGAAAAUGAAAAGAUUUUGGCGGGUGGAAAGGAAUUCAAAAGGCGACUCAGAUUUCAAUUUCAAAACUCUCUAUUCUUUCCCUGUCUUCUCUGCUACUCUUCUUCCUCUUCUUCCCCCAUUUAUCUCAGAAAAGGGCAAAACAACUUCUAAAUUUCCGCUGAAAUGGGAGAUCCAAGUCACCUUGAGAAAAUGGGCAGAGAACUCAAGUGCCCCAUCUGCUUGAGUCUGCUAAAUUCCGCUGUUUCGCUUACAUGCAAUCAUGUAUUCUGCAAUUCGUGUAUUGUGAAGUCGAUGAAAUCGGGUUCCAAUUGCCCAGUUUGUAAGGUGCCGUAUCGGCGUAGAGAGGUUCGAGCUGCACCUCAUAUGGAUAACCUGGUGAGCAUUUACAAAAGUAUGGAAGCUGCUUCUGGAUUCCAAAUAUUUGUCAGUCAGAAUCCACCGUCAACUAAAUCAUCUGGACAAUUAGAUGAUGCAAACUGUGGAAGAGAAGAUAUCCAUACGAAUUCUGAUGACAGAGUGCAAAAGGAAAGAUCUUCCAUAAGAAAAUUUUCGAGGAAAACUAUUAAAUCCAACUUGGAAGUUUCUGAUUCUAUUUCUGCAAAGCCUUCCUUCCCUGCUAAGAAAAGAGUUCAAGUGCCACAAUGUCUUCCAUCAGAAACCCCAACACGAACUGAGAAGUUAGAAAUCAGAUCAGAUGAAAACACUAAGGAAGGAUUUAAGAACAUUUCAUCAGUUCCAAGGGAAAAUUCUGCCCCCAAUGAAAGGGGUGAACCUGUGCUUUCCCCUUUCUUCUGGUUGAGAGAUGAUGAAGGCUUAGAGAAGUUAAGUCAGCAUACUAUUGGUAGUCAACAUUUGGAUAUAACACCUCCAGACAUUCCUACUUUUAGUGAUAUCAAGGAUUCAGAUGAUGACUGCCCCUCUAAAUUAUCCACAGAAGAGGAAGCAUGUGGAAAAUCAAAUUAUGGAGAUCUUCUUGACAGUGAAAUGUUUGAGUGGACGCAGAAAGCUUGCUCCCCUGAACUUUUGUCAAGUCCUGCUGUGAAGGAUGAAAAUGCUGGUGAAAUUGAUGGAAACCAAGAAAGCAAACAAGAUCUAUUCAUACCAAGUUCAAAUACAAAUGAAAAUGAUGUUGCAAGUGAAACAUAUUUGAAUGAAGAACAUGUAAUGGACAUUGCAGACGAGGAAUCUCCUACUUUGUCCCCUCUGAGAACCAGAAGUACUAAUUGUCAAAGUGCCUCUAACAAAUCCAAGAGGAGAGUUAAGACUGUUAGCGAAAAGGCAACACUAAAAAAAUGUGCUAAGAGAGAUACAGAAAUAAAUUCUGAGGUUCCAUCUAAUUCAGAGACAAAGUGUAGAAAAAUUAUGCAGAAGGAAGAAUGCAAUGAGAAGGAAAACUCUAUAAAAUGCAAGAAAAGUAGGAGAAAAAAGGUUGUUUUUUGUUCCACUUUAACUGAAUCAAAACCUGAAAAUGUUCUCCCUGUUUCUUUUAGAGAAGAAACACCAAAUCAAGGUGACAAGAAGAUAACAUCAGAGUUAUCUGCUUCAUUGUGUCAGAGACAAUGUCAUAAUGAAGACCAAAAAAAAAGAAAUAUGAGGAAAAUGUGUGGGAAUGUCAGCACCCGUCAGGCUGGUUCUUUGAGGUUGAAGAAACAAAAAUUGGAUUGCAUUGAUAUGAACAUGAUUGAAGAAACUUGUAAAGUCCAAAACCCAGUAGAAAAUGAUGAAAGCUCUUCUAAAGUUGAUGGUAAGUACAUCUCAUAUAUCAAGCAGAAACAGCAGAAACAUGGAACUGAAGUUAACUCUGUAUUGGGCUCAGAAAGCAAUAAAGAGUUAAGAAGUAUGAAGAAGAUGAAAGUUUCCUUUUAUGGGAUCUCAGAGGAUGGGUUAAUGAAUGACCAACAGGAGGGUCAUAGUAAUAUCUCUCCGAAGGAAACUCAAUUCACUGAAAAGGCAACUUAUGUCUCUGCAAAGGAAACUAAGUCCAACAAAAAGGUACGAGGUAGUCUUGGUUCAAGGAUUCCUGAUAAUUUGGAAACGUUGGGGAUACCUGUUCAAGCUAAUGGAGCUGCUUUGCAUACUUGCCAAACCCUUGCUCGUAAAGUUCAAUGUGCUUUCUGUCUUUCUUCAGAAGACUCAGAGGCCUCAGGAGAGAUGGUUUGCUAUUCCAAUGGCAGACCUGUAGCUGCAAAUUAUAAUGGUGGAUCCAAAGUCAUACACUCUCAUAAAAAUUGUGCCGAGUGGGCACCUAACGUUUAUUUUGAGGAUGAUACUGCAAUUAAUCUUGAAGCUGAAUUAACUAGAAGUAAGAAGAUAACAUGCUGCUGCUGUGGGCUGAAAGGUGCUGCUCUUGGUUGUUAUGAAAAGAGUUGCCGCAAAAGUUUCCAUGUCACAUGUGCAAAGAUGAUCCCUCAAUGUCGAUGGGAUACUAACAACUUUGUCAUGCUAUGCCCUCUUCAUACUUCUUCGAAGUUGCCUAUUGAAGACUCAGGAUUUGAAGAGAAAACAAGAAAGACAAGCGUUCCAAGAAGGAAAAGGUCCAACCAGUGCAGUCGCGUUGUCUUGAAACAUGAUGUCAGUUCAUGUCCAAAUUGGAUUUCAGGUGUAACACCAGUAAAGUUGGUUCUUAGUUGUUCUGCUCUCACAGUUGAGGAGAAGGAAAUUGUUUCUGAAUUUGGGAGGUUAUCUGGAGCUACAGUGUUGAAAAAUUGGGAUUUGAGUGUCACCCAUGUCAUUGCAUCUACAGAUGAAAAUGGAGCAUGCAGAAGAACCCUCAAGAUCUUGAUGGGCAUCUUGGAAGGGAAAUGGAUUCUGAAUAUUGAGUGGGUUAAAGAUUGCAUGAAGGCAAUGAAACUAGUUCAAGAGGAGCAAUAUGAAAUUGUAGUGGAUAUUCAUGGAAUCAGGGAUGGCCCUCGACUUGGAAGACUGAGAAUCCUGAACAAGCAACCAAAAAUCUUUGAAAGGUUUAGAUUCUAUUUGAUGGGAGAUUUUGUAGCUUCUUACAAGGGAUAUAUUCAGGAUCUUCUAAUUGCUGGUGGAGGAAUAGUUCUGCAUAGAAAACCCAUAUCUGGAAACCAAGGGGCCAUAUCAUUGGAUUCCUCUACAAUUACAACAUUUGUGGUUUACAGCAUCGAGCUUCCUGAUAAGUGUGAUCUCAGCAAGAAGGAUAUUAUUUUAAAUCAAAGAAGGUUUGAUGCUGAAACACUGGCGAGUGCAACUGGAGCUAGGGCAGUAAGCAAUUCUUGGGUUUUGAACUCCAUUGCAGCUUGCAAACUGCAAAAUUUUGUUGAACAAAGGUGAUAUAUGGUUCCAUUGGAGGGCCUUUGUACUAAUACAGGGUGAUUGCUCAUUUGUUUUUAUUGUUAGAAACAUGUAUAAACAUAUUUGCAAUGUAUAUAUUAAUUAUUAUGUGAC
Messenger RNA from Manihot esculenta (cassava), 3422 nucleotides. Its product is annotated as protein BREAST CANCER SUSCEPTIBILITY 1 homolog. Gene Ontology annotation, biological process: double-strand break repair via homologous recombination; negative regulation of fatty acid biosynthetic process; positive regulation of transcription by RNA polymerase II. Lineage: Eukaryota; Viridiplantae; Streptophyta; Magnoliopsida; Malpighiales; Euphorbiaceae. The coding region runs from base 174 to 3308 and encodes 1044 amino acids. Gene Ontology annotation, molecular function: ubiquitin-protein transferase activity. The transcript is spliced from 14 exons. The record is from RefSeq and is a predicted model, not a curated record. Gene Ontology annotation, cellular component: plasma membrane; BRCA1-BARD1 complex; BRCA1-A complex.